AUGUGGUUCGAGAUUCUCCCCGGGAUGUCCGUUAUGGGCGCAUGCUUACUCAUCCCCAGAGUAGCCACUGCGCACAUCCACAAGUUCACUAAUGGGGUCAAGGAAAAAAGGGUUGCCUAUUGUUCAUAUCAGUGGACUUUGAUGGAAAGAGAGAGGCAAGUCUCUGGAACUCAUCGUUACUAUGUGUCAAAGGAUUUGGAGAACAUUGACUAAGGAAGCAUUUUCCUGAUUGAUGAAAAAUAACUCAGUUAUGCGCAUCUAAACCUGCUAGAAGGUUAUGCAGUAUAUUAUGUACCAUGUAGUAUAUUAUGUAGUGUGUAAUAAAAAGU
Rhinolophus ferrumequinum (greater horseshoe bat) is the source of this 329-nucleotide messenger RNA. RefSeq names its product NADH dehydrogenase [ubiquinone] 1 alpha subcomplex subunit 1-like. The transcript has a single exon. The record is from RefSeq and is a predicted model, not a curated record. The coding region runs from base 1 to 213 and encodes 70 amino acids. Lineage: Eukaryota; Metazoa; Chordata; Mammalia; Chiroptera; Rhinolophidae.